This is a messenger RNA of Drosophila obscura, 271 nucleotides long. RefSeq lists its product as uncharacterized. Bases 38 to 211 code for a protein of 57 amino acids. NCBI's taxonomy places the organism in Eukaryota, Metazoa, Arthropoda, Insecta, Diptera, Drosophilidae. The record is from RefSeq and is a predicted model, not a curated record. The transcript has a single exon.
GGAGCAUCAUUCCUACAGUCUUCCAACAGUCCACAAAAUGUCUACCACUUGGCUGCAUCUGCUGGGCUUUCUGGUGGCCCUGUUCCUGGCCCUGGCCACAGGAGGAGAAGCCUCACCAUUCGAUGCGAACCGCUUCCGAGCACGGACACAGCCACGACAAGGAUCCAUGCCACAGAUACCCACCACACCGCCAUUCAAUCCCUAUGGAUGAAUUAAAUUAAUUAAAUCUGAAUAUGUAUCUGAAUCUGAACAAUGCUCCAACCUAAACCUA